AUGUUGAAUGGACAUAAAGAAAAUGAAACAGGCAUCACCAGAUUCAUCCUCUUGGGUUUGGGGAAUAAUACUGAGUUGUGGCCUUUUCUUUUCUUACUCUUCCUGGUGAUUUAUCUUGUGACAAUAAUUGGGAAUCUCCUCAUCAUUGUAUUAGUUGCAAAUGACCAACAGCUUCACACUCCUAUGUACUUUUUUCUGGGAAAUCUGUCUUGUCUUGAGACUUUCUAUUCCUCAACUAUUUUGCCAAAAAUGUUGAGCAAUUUGUUAACUGGAGACAGAACUAUUACUGUGAGUGGAUGUCUCUCCCAAUAUUAUUUCUUUGGCUGUUGUGUAGCUAUAGAAACAUUUCUCCUUGCAGCAAUGUCUUAUGACCGUUACUUGGCAAUAUGUAGGCCUCUAUUAUAUGCUUCUGUUAUGAACAGAAAUCUUUGUUUCCAGCUUAUAUCUGGGGCAUGGCUAAAUGGUUUGAUGGCUAAUAGCAUUGUUGUGUUUCUUAUAGCUCAGUUUUCUUUUUGUGGACCCAAUGUAAUAGACCAUUAUUUUUGUGACUUAAGUCCACUUGAAAAACUGACUUGCAGUGAUCCCAGCCUGCUUAAAAUUAUUGUUUUUCUCUUGACCUUCAUUUUUACACUUGCUCCAUUUUUUCUGACUGUUAGUUCUUAUGUCUGCAUCAUUGCCAGCAUCAUAAGAAUCCAAUCCACCCCUGGAAGGCAAAAAGCCUUUUCAACCUGUUCCUCUCACCUCAUGGUUGUAUGUCUCUUUUAUGGAACAAUUAUAAUUGUCUAUAUGUUACCAGACACUCCCACUCUGGGACAGCUUAAUAAAAUCUUCUCCAUUUUUUAUACAAUCCUGACUCCUCUGGCCAAUCCACUCAUCUAUACUUUAAGAAACAAAGAAAUUCACAGAGCCUUUAGGCGCAUUCAUGGCAAACUGAGCACGUUUUUUGGAAGAAGUUGUUUGAAGACAUUCUUUCUGCUCUUCUAA
Molecule: messenger RNA, 984 nt
Organism: Crotalus tigris (Tiger rattlesnake)
Lineage: Eukaryota; Metazoa; Chordata; Lepidosauria; Squamata; Viperidae
Product: olfactory receptor 6B1-like
Exons: 1
Coding region: 1-984 (327 amino acids)
Biological process (GO): G protein-coupled receptor signaling pathway
Cellular component (GO): membrane
Molecular function (GO): olfactory receptor activity; G protein-coupled receptor activity
Source: RefSeq, a predicted model, not a curated record